GCCCUGUCCAGAGGCGGGGCCUGCCUCUGUCAACCCGAGCCUGAGCGAUCAUGGCAACGAGCUCUGGCGGGGAGCGCGUGGCAGCGGUAGCAGCGGUAGCAGCGGCGGUAGUUUGGUCGCGGUCUGGGACGGCGGAGCGGCGGCGGCGGCGGCGGCGGCACAGGCAUUCGCACCGGUCCUGAGCGCCAUGCAGCAGGGCGGCUCCGAGAGAGAGUUGGCGGCCAGGUGGGAGGCAGAGGCGGUAGCCGCGGCCGAAGCUCAGGCGGCGAUGAAGGAGGCGCGGGUCGGCGUGGAAGCGGGCGCUGCCGGGGAGCCCGAACCCGCGGCGGGGGAGGAGCAGCCCAAAGCCCCUGAGCGGCCCCAUGCGGCCGAGGAGGGCGACGCCCGCACAGGCCCGCCCGCGCUGCCCCUGUCCAAGCCCAAGCCGGCGCCGGCACGGGGGCUCGGCCCGCACGGGAAGCCCAGGGGCAAAGGACGAGAGCCGCGGCCAGUCACCGUGGACAGCUCCAAGGCCAGAACCUCCCUGGAAGCCCUGAAGAUCAGCAUCCGCCAGCUCAAGUGGAAGGAGUUCCCGUUUGGCCGACGCUUGCCUUGUGACAUCUACUGGCACGGAGUUUCAUUUCAUGACAAUGACAUAUUCUGUGGUCAAGUGAACAAGUUUCCAGGCAUGACGGAGAUGGUGCGUAAAAUUACCCUGAGCAGAGCAGUGAGAAUCAUGCAGAAUCUCUUUCCUGAGGAGUACAACUUCUACCCUCGUUCAUGGAUUCUGCCUGACGAGUUCCAGCUCUUUGUUGCUCAGGUUCAAAUGGUGAAAAAUGGUGAUCCCUCUUGGAAGCCCACUUUUAUUGUGAAACCUGAUGGCGGUUGUCAGGGUGAUGGAAUCUACCUCAUUAAAGAUCCUAGUGACAUCCGGUUGGCUGGGACCCUCCGGAGCAGACCAGCUGUGGUCCAGGAAUACAUCUGCAAACCUCUCCUUAUUGACAAGCUCAAGUUUGAUAUUCGUCUGUACGUCUUGCUCAAGUCCUUAGAGCCCUUGGAGAUCUACAUAGCCAAAGAUGGACUUUCUAGGUUUUGUACUGAGCCAUAUCAGGAGCCCAACUCCCAAAAUCUGCACCGUGUCUUCAUGCACUUAACCAACUAUUCACUGAAUGUCCACAGUAGCAACUUCGUCCAUUCAGACAAUACCAGCACAGGCAGUAAAAGGACUUUUUCCAGCAUUCUUUGUAGACUGUCUUCCAAAGGGGUUGACAUCAAGAAAGUCUGGUCUGACAUCAUCUCUUUGGUGAUUAAGACUGUCAUUGCUCUGACUCCAGAGCUCAAAGUGUUCUACCAGUCAGACAUCCCCACAGGGCGGCCAGGACCCACCUGCUUCCAGAUUUUAGGUUUUGACAUUCUUCUGAUGAAAAAUCUGAAGCCUAUGCUACUUGAAGUUAAUGCAAAUCCCAGCAUGAGAAUCGAACAUGAGCAUGAACUUUCUCCAGGCGUGUUUGAAAAUGUCCCCAGCCUGGUUGAUGAAGAGGUGAAAGUGGCUGUGAUCCGAGACACACUGCGUCUCAUGGACCCACUGAAGAAGAAAAGAGAGAACCAGUCUCAGCAGCUUGAGAAAUCACCAGCUGAGAAGGAAAACCCUCUGGACCAUGAGCUGGCUGGUGCCCCUGACACCAACCCUGAAGCCCACCUGCCUUCCAUUUGCCUCAAGCAGGUGUUCCCCAAGUAUGCAAAACAGUUCAACUACCUGCGCCUGGUGGACAGGAUGGCAAAUUUGUUUAUCCGGUUCCUGGGAAUCAAGGGGACAAUGAAGUUGGGACCAACAGGCUUUCGUACCUUUAUAAGGAACUGCAAGCUCAGCAGCAGCAAUUUGUCCAUGGCCGCUGUGGAUAUUCUGUACAUUGACAUCACGAGGAGGUGGAACUCCAUGACCCUGGACCAGCGGGACUCAGGGAUGUGUUUGCAGGCCUUCGUGGAAGCCUUCUUUUUCCUGGCCCAGAGGAAGUUCAAGAUGCUGCCACUUCACGAGCAGGUGGCCUCGCUGAUCGACCUAUGCGAAUACCACCUGUCCCUGUUGGACGAAAAGCGCCUGGUGUGCAGGCAGAGCGGCAUAGUGGGGGGCCGGUCCCUCCACUCCAUCCCCCACCAGGACGCCUGUUCCCCGUCCCAAGCGAACGGUGCUGAGAAGUUCUCCCACCCCAGACCUACUCUCUCCUGAAGGCCACUCUGUCCUCCCAGAAGAUGGUGCCCUUCAGGGCUGGGGACAGUGCUGGGCUUCUACCUGUGGAGGGACAGCAGGCACGCUGCCAGGACCCUGUCUGUGAUUCCUGUCCAUUGCCUCUGUGCUCUGCUGAGCUCCCACUUCACAAGGCUGAUUCUCACCGCCUCCUUCCCAGCACCUCUUAGUGACCUACCCUAUUUGCAGUCAUCAGUGGACAUAUGACAUCUGAAAUGUGACAGACGGCACCUUCUAUUCUGAGCACCAACUAGGGCAAACCUCCUGGUGGGGAGGCACAAACAAUCCCCAAACCGAGUGCCUUGGAGAGGAAGCUGAGCCCCAGAUCUGCUGGGGCCUCUGAGAGCUGCUGGUUAAAUUCCACCGUUGUCAUGUUCAUUUUCUUCCCCAACAAAAUGAAGUGGAAAAGAAAUAUCAAAUAGGCAGGUGUAAACCCCCCCCCAACCCAAUUAUGUGCUACACUGGUAUAGGUAACAGGUUAGUCUCAUUUAUUUCAUUAGCUCACCUGUUGCUGCAAUGUUUGGUUUGUUACUAAUUAAGAUAUAAUUAAGAUAUAACUAAAUUAGAUUCCUACAGCCUGAGAGCUGUCAGGAGCCACAGAGGUCAUUUUGUUAGACCUUGACCCCAAAGCAAGAAUCGUGCCAUUAACUUAUUUAUGGUCCAGGUGGUCCUGCAGCUCUGAGUGGACCCCUGCAAAUGGUCAAGGGUCCCUGUGUGCUGAGUACCAUGUUGGGAGCCCUGGGGAAGGGGAGAUGGUUUUGGAGAGGAUUUGAAGGCCAGAUAAAAACCAGGGCAAGCAGAAGUGCAUGUUGAAAGUACAGUGGCCCGGCCAGAACAAUUGGUGCUCCCCAGGGGUCCUCUGUGAGAAGCAGAGCAUGAAGACUCCAAACCUGCUCUUCCUGCCUCAUGAACAGAACACAAGGACUUCACCAUGAAAGGCCCCAGGGGACAUGCCAGGAGGUUUGCCACUAGCCUGGAACUGCAGUCUUUUCUCCCUGGAUACUGCUUUUUGAAGUGUCUCCACAGAAAGUGCUCACUUGCCACAGGGAACAGUCUCCAGGGCAAACCCCAACCAAGCACACUGAACUGGGGAGGGGGAGGAUCCAGAGGCUGAAUUCCAACCACAUUUUUGGAGUGAUAUAAAAAUGUUACCACACAUGGCAAGCAAUGUCCUCUCCACCGUGCCCGUCAUCCAGAGGCAGGUCAUUAUCAGUUAUGGGGCCCUCUGUCCUGGAAGUAACCCCCUUUCCUGUGGACAGGGAUCUGGGAGAGCCCCACACCCUAAGGGACACAGCCUCUGCAGUGACUGUCAGAGAUAUGAGGCUGCCAUCUCAGGAGAGGCCCCUCCGUGACAAAUUGGGUCCCUUUUCCCCAGUACUGCUGGUCAGAUCAUUAAGAGACUCCUUCCAUCUCCUCAGUUCCCCCGGGUAGUCCCAUGUGUCUGUCCCCCUUGAUAACCAGUCACUUAUUUGCAGGGUGGUACUGAAUAAAGAGCAAAAGCA
Cavia porcellus (domestic guinea pig) is the source of this 3726-nucleotide messenger RNA. It is a transcript of the gene Ttll11, whose product is annotated as tubulin tyrosine ligase like 11. The coding region runs from base 188 to 2206 and encodes 672 amino acids. Gene Ontology annotation, molecular function: tubulin binding; tubulin-glutamic acid ligase activity. The record is from RefSeq and is a predicted model, not a curated record. Lineage: Eukaryota; Metazoa; Chordata; Mammalia; Rodentia; Caviidae. Gene Ontology annotation, biological process: protein polyglutamylation; microtubule cytoskeleton organization. The transcript is spliced from 9 exons. Gene Ontology annotation, cellular component: cilium.